AUGGCAUUUGCUGGUCAUAGUAGAGCUUUGAGCCUUGCAAAAGAUUCACAACUCAGAGAACAGAUUGAUAGCGCUGCACUUUCCGCUUCCGGUCAGACGAUACAGUCGCGUUACAGUAUCCAUGCGCCUACCUCACCCACCGCAAAUGAUACAUUUGACGAGUCUGACACCAAAGGGAACCCCCCCACGUCUUCUUUAUGGGUUGGAAAUAUACCGGUCGGUAUUGCUACUGAGGAGCUUGAGAAGUUGUUUUCGAGAUACGGAGCCAUCAAAUCUGUUCGCAUUCCUACAGGCAAACCUCACGCUUUCGUUAAUUACCUUGAUGUGGCUGCAGCUAUCCGUGCUUGCAUCGAAUUGCAUGGCCACUACUUGUUCAACAACGAGACGCCGAACCACAUCCAUUACCAGAGAUCACGUCAUCCUGUCUCCGUUGAAGGCCCUCACAACAGCCUCAGAGCUCGGGGCGAUAUCUCACCACCACCAUUAAGAAGAGCCCUCAAGUGCGACUUGUACCGUCCCUCGACAUACAGGAAUGCUUACAUAAAAGAAGACAACGAUGACGGAGGACAAAAUCAGGAACGCACAAAAGACGAUCGCACAUAUAUACGAGAUCUCGUGGAUGCUACCAGUGAGAUCGAACACAUAGAGAACAUCGAGCCACGAAAUGCUUUCAACAGUAGAAACCAACAGAGCCACGGAUUUCGUAUAAAAGGAACGGCGGCAGAAGAGUCAAAAAAGUUGGCACCCUUGAAUAAGGUUAGACACGAUGACGCCAAUGGCUCGAACGUUCAUCACAAUAAUGUCAGCGCGGAGGGCAUGGUGCUGGAUAACCACAUCUCGUCAAGUACCGAGUCAAUGUCACUCUCUAAAAUGAACCAACCAACGCCGUCGAUCAAAAAUUCAACUCACGGUCCUGAUGACUUGAGUCACAAGGCAAGCGAAACCAACACAUCCACGCACGAAUCGUUAUUGAUAGAACAGUUUGACAAGGUAUCCGAUAGACCACAUAACUCAGGCGAUCGUGCUGCCAAGGAUAAGCUGAAGCUGAACGAUGAUCGCAAUCAGGACACCGGUUAUCCCUUUUUAGGUUCUAUUGUAGAUGCUGCGGAUAAGACAGACAGCGCAGGCCUACCUCUGACCUUGACCUAUAAUAGCUUGCUGUCGAAGAACAAAGGAAUUUCGACGACUACUCAACCCUUAGGCUCUAGGUUGUCGAUCACGCCUUCCUCCGACUUAACCUCAUCAAGCAGAACGUCAACGCUGAAGAAAAGAUGUUCCGAUUGCAGGAAGCCGGAGAUGAAAGGCGUACCACUCAUCUGGUGCUCAAAGUGUCCACGACGUUACCACGAAGUGUGUGGAGAUCCUCGCCCCAACUUGUGA
Lithohypha guttulata is the source of this 1380-nucleotide messenger RNA. RefSeq lists its product as uncharacterized. The record is from RefSeq and is a predicted model, not a curated record. Gene Ontology annotation, biological process: nuclear-transcribed mRNA catabolic process, deadenylation-dependent decay. NCBI's taxonomy places the organism in Eukaryota, Fungi, Ascomycota, Eurotiomycetes, Chaetothyriales, Trichomeriaceae. The transcript has 2 exons. Bases 1 to 1380 code for a protein of 459 amino acids. Gene Ontology annotation, molecular function: RNA binding.